This is a messenger RNA of Octopus sinensis (East Asian common octopus), 2332 nucleotides long. Its product is annotated as urocanate hydratase-like. The transcript has 21 exons. The coding region runs from base 80 to 2122 and encodes 680 amino acids. Gene Ontology annotation, molecular function: urocanate hydratase activity. Lineage: Eukaryota; Metazoa; Mollusca; Cephalopoda; Octopoda; Octopodidae. The record is from RefSeq and is a predicted model, not a curated record. Gene Ontology annotation, biological process: L-histidine catabolic process.
CAGUUUGAUAAGAACAUUUACCAAUAUACCUUGUUUUGCUCAUACUGUAGUCUCUGCUUAAUCUCCAGGUAUCUUAGACAUGGCUACUACACUGAAAGAGAUAUGUGGGGGUCUUCCCCAAGAUUUGCUUCCAGAAAACCGUCCCAGAGAUUUAUCUGUUCCACAUGCUCCAGUUCGAACACCCAAACUAUCUAACGAAGAAAAGAAACUAGCGUUGCAGAAUGCUUUACGAUACUUUCCACCAAAAUUUCACCAAGUUUUAGCACCAGAGUUUGCAGCAGAACUUCAAGACUAUGGCCACAUCUAUAUGUACCGCUUUCGUCCCAUCUUGAAUAUGAAGGCAUACCCAAUAAGAGAAUACCCUGCGAAAUGUCUCCAAGCUGCUGCCAUUAUGCACAUGAUUAUGAACAACCUGAAUCCAGAAGUUGCACAGUUUCCUCAUGAACUUGUCACUUAUGGAGGUAAUGGACAAGUAUUUUCCAACUGGAUCCAGUUUCUGUUAGUUAUGUAUUAUUUGUCUAAUAUGACUGAAGAGCAAACACUCGUGAUGUAUUCUGGACACCCAAUGGGAUUGUUUCCAAGCAACAAUUCAGCACCUAGAAUGGUUAUAACCAAUGGAAUGAUGAUCCCAAAUUAUUCAAGCAAAGAAAUAUAUGACAAACUAUUUGCUUUAGGAGUGACAAUGUAUGGACAAAUGACUGCCGGGAGUUAUUGCUAUAUUGGCCCUCAAGGAAUUGUACAUGGUACAACACUGACAUUACUCAAUGCUGCUCGUAUGUAUUUAAAAACUGAUGAUCUUUCUGGAAAGGUAUUUGUCACAUCAGGCUUGGGAGGCAUGAGCGGGGCACAGGCAAAAGCAGCAGUUAUUGCAGGUUGUGUUGGAGUUGUAGCUGAGGUUGAUAAAAAUGCCUUGAUUAAACGUUAUAAGCAAGGUUGGUUAUUGAAGAUUGCUACCAAUUUAGAUCAUUGUGUUGAAUUGAUUCGAACUGGUCGGAAAGAGAAAAAACCAACAAGUAUUGGUUACCAUGGAAAUGUUGUGGAUUUAUGGGAUCGUUUGAUUACGGAAUAUGAAAACACUGCUGAAUUACUUGUGGAUUUGGGAUCUGAUCAAACAUCAUGCCACAACCCUUUUGCUGGAGGUUACUAUCCUAUGCAGAUAACUUUUGAAGAAUCACAAAUAUUAAUGCAUGAAGACCCAGAGAAGUUCUGUCAAUUAGUGCAGGAAACUCUGAGACACCAUGUAAAAGCACUGAAUAAGUUAUCUGAUCAGGGAAUGUUUUUCUGGGACUAUGGAAAUGCUUUUCUUCUUGAGGCUGAUCAUGCAGGAGCUGAUGUUGGGAAAUGUGAAACCAUGUGUGGAACAAAAUUUCGGUAUCCAUCAUAUGUGCAAGAUAUCAUGGGAGAUAUAUUCUCUCUUGGAUUUGGACCCUUCAGAUGGGUUUGUACAUCUGGAGAUAAAGAAGACCUAGAAAAAACAGAUAUGAUUGCUGCAAGUAUUCUGGAAAAAAUAGCAUCAAAAACAAGUUCCGCUGUUGUGAGAGAACAAUAUAAAGAUAAUAUUCGCUGGAUUAAAGAAGCUGGCCAACAUAAAAUGGUUGUAGGUUCUCAAGCCAGGAUUUUAUAUGCUGACCAAAAUGGUAGAUCACAAAUUGCUUUAGAAUUCAAUAAAGCUGUGAAAGAAGGAAAACUGAAGGGCCCAGUUGUCAUAAGUCGAGACCAUCAUGAUGUCAGUGGAACUGAUAGUCCAUUCCGAGAAACUUCCAACAUCUAUGAUGGAUCUGCAUUGUGUGCAGAUAUGGCUAUUCAAAAUGUCAUUGGUGACAGUUUCCGUGGAGCCACUUGGGUAUCUAUUCACAAUGGUGGAGGAGUCGGCUGGGGAGAAGUUACUAAUGGUGGCUUUGGUCUUAUGCUGGAUGGUUCUGAUAGAGCUGAAAACCAAGCAAGGACUAUGUUAGCAUGGGAUGUUUCAAACGGAGUCGCUCGUCGCAGUUGGUCAGGUAAUUUGAAGGCUCGAGAGACAAUUAAGCUGACCAUGAAGGACAACCCAUGUCUUCAAGUGACGAUACCAUACAGCACUGAAGAUGAUUCCAUGAUUGAAAAUGUACUAAAAACAGUUACAUAAAUCAAUAUUUUCUGGUUUCAACCAAAAAUAGAAUUAAAGAACAGAAAUGUCUCUUAAAAGGAAUGUUUGUUAAAAUAUAUUGAUAGUAAAUCAAGAUUUUUCUCAAAUAUGUCAAAGAUAGUUUAACUAAAAUCAAAUUAAAAAGGAAAAUGAAAUUUCUCUAGUUAUUGGAAAUAGAAGUUGAUAAAUUUUCUACUUUAUUGCAAACAA